CCUGGCGGCUUGCCCGCUGACCCCAUCCGCAAGACACUCUGUGAUCGUCCCUGCAUCCCUGCCCUGUCAACUCCUCGGGGGGCACGGAUGACGUUGGUCGCACUUCUACAACCUAUCUACCAUCCACAGCCAGCAAUUUCUCGUAGCCCUAUCGUCAUCUUCAUUUUUUCGAAGACAUGUCUGGUUACUAUCAUCAAAAUCACAAUCCAAACAUACCUCCGCAGUAUUACAAUGUCAAUCCAAAUGCGGCCUCCCAUCCUGGGAUCCCAAAUAUGCCGCCACAUAUGAUGGCACCAGAUGGCUCCAUCUUGCCUGGUAUGCACGAAAACCCAAUGUACCAUGGAAUGCCAGGAUCUUUCAUGCCGUAUGGGGACCCCUCGAUGCAGCAGCCAUAUCUCGACCAGUAUGACGAUGUCUCUGGGUCUCUGGGAGGAGUCCAGGGCGCCAAUAGUCGCAUGAGGAGACGAUCAGGUCCUGGUGACCACGUCAAGCACCGGAGAACGAGGAGUGGUUGCUAUACUUGCCGGCAACGCAGAGUCAAGUGCGAUGAAAACCACCCAAUCUGUGAAAGAUGUCGAAAGGGAAAUCGUGAAUGCGUCUAUCCCGAAGCUCAGUCCAAUGCAAAGUCCAGUAGAGGUGCCAAAUCUGGUCAAAAGUCGGGCAACGAGGGUUCGUCUCCUGAGGACCUGGACGACGAUGAUCGCCUUCCUGCUAUUUUGGAUGACGAGGAAGACGAAGAUGAUAUUGCAUCUGAAUCCAAACGAGGUGAAUCAAACACACCAGGCUUGACCGUUGACCACAGUCCAUCACCGUCAACAGAAGCCUCCUCUGCUGCCCCACAUCCUACCCCUCGACCUCCACUUUCUCGCAAAAGCAGCAAUCAGACAACCAAGCAAGCAGCACCUUCGAAGCCAUCCGCGAGCAUUCCACAGGAUGUUAAAUUCUACCUCAGCUACUUCAAAAACCAUAUGUCACACCACCACUAUCACCUCAAGCGCGACAGCAGCAAUUUCCUCAAAUUAGACUUCCUACAGAUGGCAAUCAAAUAUGAGCCUUUGCGAUACGCGGUCGCAGGUUAUGCCGCAUACUUCCACACUCUCAGCAGGCCGGAUGGGCGAAUUUCUCACUUCUUGCAAUACUACAACGAAUCGGUGUCGAGACUGCGCGCUUCCAUUACCAAGAACAAGAAGCAAGGCCUGUCAACAUUCUUGACCAUACUGCAACUCGCAAGCAUCGAGGAGGUGCUUGGAGACUGGGUCAACCUCAUGGGUCAUCAAAAAGCGGCAUACGAAAUUCUCACACGUUUAUACACCCCUCAGACAAUCACACAGACUGAACUCCUUCGCAAAGUCCUGCUCUGGUACAUACGUUUCGAUCUAUUCGUUGGUUUCCAGUCAGGAGGGGAGGCUGUCCUCAGUCGAGACUGGUACGUCGUGAUGCAUGAUUACUAUGCGCAGAGGGCACGCGAGGAUCCCGACAACAUUACAUUGAAGUAUGAGGAGCGUUUCGCGCAUUCUCGCUUGGUUGCCAAGGACUCGAGCGAUUUGUUCGCUAGAAAGGCGAAAGGACUUCUCAGUGACGAAGACUUCAUGCGCCAACUACCCGGGUUGACCGAAAGCGUGAUGAGCCUGGACAAAAAUAUCGAUCCUGCGCUGCUAGACCCAAAGGACUAUGUCACCGAUUUCCAUGGCACACCCGACCCGGAGAACAUUGUCAAUCCAUACGAACCCAACAUCAUCUGGGGAGACGAUCGAUGGACGUCCAACUAUUUACUAUUCGACAUGUACGGAAUUAUGUUCAUGUACCAGGUUCAGAUCUCGAUGGCAUCCCGCAAACCGUUUGACCCCGAAUUGACCAAACUAGCAUACCGCGUAUGCCAGGUUUUCCAAGCGGUCACUGAGUACCCGAAGGCCCCCCCAGGAGCUAUUAUUGAGGCACAAGCUACGAUGGCUAUCGCUAUACUGUUCCUUCCCAAGGACCCUAAGACUGUCCAAUGGUGUCGGCGCACUUUCGCUCGAAUUGAGUCUUCCGGUUAUAUCUAUUCCAAUACGCUUCGCAACCGCAUUCUCGAUUCCUGGGGUAUAGAGCAUUCUGAUUGGUGGCUACCAAACGAUGAGGGCUGCCCUCGUAUCAUUCGCUCUAUAAAGGACUUCAUUACUGAGCGAAUGACUGCACCGAGAGAUCAGACCUCCGAGGACCUCCGAGAGAUGAAGGGUAUAUUCAGUACUCUCACCAUAUCCGAUUCGCCAUCAAAUUCCGAUGUCACAAGUACCAGUCCCAUCGACGGUGUUCUAAGUGUACCAUCUAAUAUAGAUGAGACGCUCAUUUACACAGGCGGAUCUCCAGAGUACGAUUUGAGUUACGAAAACAGGUUCUCAGGCGCCGACCCAUACCAAUCAGGCUCCAUCCCCGGACCAUCGGGUCAGUGAGGUUCAGGUCGGCUAUUCACAUUGUCUUGUGUUGCCCGAGAUGUGACCCGACACGACUAAAAUGGUAUAUUUGCUCAGCCCUGUCGUACUGGGGCUUGUCUCAGAUCACACCUACUGGCAUUUGGUGGCACUUUGAUCGAUCGACAUAUCAAGCUUAAUCGGUAGUUUGCAUAUGUG
This is a messenger RNA of Aaosphaeria arxii CBS 175.79, 2606 nucleotides long. RefSeq lists its product as uncharacterized. Gene Ontology annotation, biological process: positive regulation of transcription by RNA polymerase II. The transcript is spliced from 5 exons. Gene Ontology annotation, molecular function: DNA-binding transcription factor activity, RNA polymerase II-specific; transcription cis-regulatory region binding; zinc ion binding. Gene Ontology annotation, cellular component: nucleus. Bases 177 to 2429 code for a protein of 750 amino acids. The record is from RefSeq and is a predicted model, not a curated record. NCBI's taxonomy places the organism in Eukaryota, Fungi, Ascomycota, Dothideomycetes, Pleosporales.